This is a messenger RNA of Strongyloides ratti, 264 nucleotides long. Its product is annotated as FACT complex subunit SSRP1. The record is from RefSeq and is a predicted model, not a curated record. The coding region runs from base 1 to 264 and encodes 87 amino acids. NCBI's taxonomy places the organism in Eukaryota, Metazoa, Nematoda, Chromadorea, Rhabditida, Strongyloididae. Gene Ontology annotation, molecular function: transcription cis-regulatory region binding. The transcript has 2 exons.
AUGGCUAAAGCUACUAAGAAAACAACAAAAAAACCAAAAGAUCCAAAUGCUCCAAAAAGAGCACUUUCUGCUUUUUUCUUCUGGUUAAAGGAGAAUCGUGAGCGUAUAAAGAAACCUGGAAUGGGUGUUGCUGAAGUCGCAAAAGCUGCUGGAGUCGAAUGGAAUGCUCUUACAGACAAGAAAAAGUGGGAGAAAAAGGCUGAAGAUGAUAAAAAAAGAUAUGAGCGUGACUUAGAAAAUUAUAAAAAAAUGCAAGCUUCAUGA